AUGGUGUAUGGGAAGCCAAUGAAGAGAACGCAAUAUUGGGGUUAUGUGCUCAAACUUUCUCGAGAGAGAACAACACUUGGAACAACCCCCGGAACAACACCUGGAACAACGCCUGGAACAACACCCGGAACAACCCCUCGAACAACUUUGGGAACCACACCAGGUACUACACCAGGCACAACACCAGGAACAACACUUGGAACAACCCCCGGAACGACGCCUGGAACAACGCCAGGAACAACACCCGGAACAACCCCUGGAACAACUGCUGUAACAACGCCAGCUACAUCAUCUGGAACAACACCAGGAACAACUCCGGGAACCACACCAGGUACUACACCAGGCACAACACCAGGAACAUCACUUGGAACAACCUCCGGAACAACACCUAGAACAACGCCUGUAACAACACCCGGAACAACCCCUGGAACAACACCGGGAACCACACCAGGUACUACACCAAGCACAACAACAGGUACUGCACCAGGCACAACAACAGGAACAACACUUGGAACAACCCCCGGAACAACACCUGGAACAACGCCUGGAACAACACCCGGAACAACCCCUGGAACAACACCCGGAACAACCCCUGGAACAACUUCGGGAACCACUCCAGGUACUAGACCAAGCGCAACACCAGGAACAACACUGGGAACAACCCCUGGCACAACACCUGGAACAACUCCGGGAACCACACCAGGUAUUACACCAGGCACAAUACCAGGAACAACACUUGGAACAACCCCCGGAACAACACCUGGAACAACGCCUGGAACAACACCCGGAACAACCCCUCGAACAACUUCGGGAACCACACCAGGUACUACACCAGGCACAACACCAGGAACAACACUUGGAACAACCCCCGGAACGACGCCUGGAACAACGCCAGGAACAACACCCGGAACAACCCCUGGAACAGCUGCUGUAACAACGCCAGCUACAUCAUCUGGAACAACACCAGGAACAACUCCGGGAACCACACCAGGUACUACACCAGGCACAACACCAGCAACUGAUAACCUUGUCAAGUUAAGCUCAGAAAUCUUGAAUAAAGGUGUAUAG
Molecule: messenger RNA, 1068 nt
Organism: Strongylocentrotus purpuratus (purple sea urchin)
Lineage: Eukaryota; Metazoa; Echinodermata; Echinoidea; Camarodonta; Strongylocentrotidae
Product: probable GPI-anchored adhesin-like protein PGA18
Exons: 9
Coding region: 1-1068 (355 amino acids)
Source: RefSeq, a predicted model, not a curated record